CGUGGCGGAAUUCUUUCCCCUACCUUUCUCUCGACGGUUACAGCAUGGAUCCUCUUUCCAACUUUAUUUCGGUAUUUUAGUGUCAGUUUGACGCUAUAUUGGGAUUGACGGCCUUCACUCGCACUCCGUAACGUACUUGAACGCCAUGUUCACCACCACCGGUUCUCGUGGCCUCUACAAGGCUCCUCUGUCUAAAAGCCUUCUUCUGGUUCUCAAUGGGCUGACUGUGAUGCUCACCCUGCUGCCACAGUACCAAGACCUGUUCGUGUACCACCUGCAGGCUGUCACACAGCAGCACCAGGUGUGGAGGUUGUUGUGUGGCAGGCUGGUCUGUCUUGAUAUCAAGGACUCCUUCUGCAGCAGUCUGCUCAUUUACAACUUUCGAAUCUUUGAAAGGAGGUUUGGCACCAGGAAGUUUGCUUCUUUCCUGUUUGGUACUUGGUGUCUUUCUGCACUGAUGGAUUUCCUGCUGGCCAAGGCUUUCCAGUUUCUGUUUGACUAUGAGGUGGAAGAACUGCCUUCAGGACUGCUUGCACCAGUCUUCUCUCUAUUUGUGCCUUUCUACCUAUCGAUUCCCAGGAUGCCAGUCACACAGGUACUGGGUCGCAUCCACAUCACCAACAAGUCUCUGGUCUACAUAGUAGGCUUACAGCUAUUGACUUCCAGUCCUUUUAUGUGGCUCCUUGCACUCAGUGGGCUGAUCUCAGGUGGACUGUACCACUCCAAUGUCCUGCGGUUACAGAAGAUCUUGUUUGUCCCUGCCUGGGUGUCUCGUAUUGGACAGUAUAUUCUUGAACCAGUCUUUUCAAGCUCCCAACCAACCACUGAGACACCUCUGGGGAUGGGUGCCACGCUUGACAUUCAGAGGCAACAGAGGAUGGAGCUGCUCGACCAACAGCUGCUGCUUGCCCAAUACAACGAGGCCAGGAGGAACACCAGAGAUCAGCCACAGACUGGGUUGUUACAGUGGACCAGGUUAUUCCCCUCACUGAGACACAGAGGACAGAACCGCUUCCCAGUGCAGCCCCACCCUCAGCCUCAAGCACACCAGUCCACACAACCACCAUUACUGGACAACUCCCCUGUAGCAGAGGAACAGGUUGCACGUUUAGUGGAAAUGGGCUUUUCCAGGAUUGACGCCCUCGAGGCACUCAGAGCUUCAAAUAAUGACAUUAAUAUGGCGACCAACUUCCUCUUGCAACACUGAGGGAAGGAGCUCAGUGAGGGGAAAAAGGUGACAGAAAGAGAAAGCAGGAACCAAAGCAGAUAAGCAAAAAGCUGAGGAGAAAGGAAAAUAAUUCAAAGAGAAUAAACAAUGGAAGGGAGAAGACAAAGAAAAUUUGUACAGAUUAUAUGAAGGCAGUGUCACUGCUCCCCUGAAGCAGUGUUGGGCUGCCCCAACAUGAGCCGAGCCCGAUAGCAGGCUGAUGAAUGAAGCGUGAAGCACAGAGUGGAUGUCAUUUGCGUCAUAGCUUUCUGAUGGCUGUUGUAGUGUGAAACAGACGUCAUUGCUCAAGGCAGAUGAGUCAGGCCUCUUACUUAAAGAGGUGCCUGAAAGCAUUACAUAAAAUCAAACAAAUCAGAGCUUUCCUAGGAGUACAUCUUACAAAUACCGGUCUCCAGUCCACUGGUGGAAAUAAAAAGUGGGUUAUUUAUUUCAAACAGUUUAGAUGCUGAGGAACACAAAUCAGCUGACAUCUCACAGACCAACAUAUACAGUAGUUCUGUAAAAUACAGUUUGUAUCCCAAUGUUAUGUCCUGUGUAUCCAGAGUUCUAGAUGUUAACUGGUUAUAGAGGUGUCGAGGGGAAAAAAGUGCAAGAUUUUUUUGUGCACGAAAUGAUCAGCAGACACGAUGUCACUUAUUUUAAUUUCAUACUGGCAAAAGUAAAAGAACCUGGUAAGGACUCUGGACAGGUUUUGCAGCAACUUCCUGGAGGUCGCAAAGGUUCAAAUAAAAAAAACAAACAAACGACUACAUGAACAAUAUAACCUACUUAACAUUGAUUUAACUACACAGGUUUUUGUUCAUUUUGGCAGUGUUUCAUGGAAGUAACAGGGUGCAACCUUUUCCUGCUUGGCAAAGCAGUUAGCCUGACUGAGAGAUACUUAAGGAGCCAAACUCUUGUGGAGCUCACUGUUUUGGCCCAUUUUAACUCUACAUGUACUGUACAUUGUUGUGGACAGUUAGGCAGACAAGAUGCUGGCUACAUGGGCUAUCUCAGGGUACCUGAGGUGAUUUUUUUCUGUUAAUGACAUAAACCCAUUCACACUAGUGCAUCUACAGAGAUGCACAGAAAGCCUUCAAGGAGGACAUGUUUCAUGCCCUUGACCAUUUUUGUUUCUGUAUUUCAUGCUCUUAUAUGCACAAAUGCAUCAAAAGUUUAUUUAUUCUGUCUUAACUUUUUUCACUGCCAGCACAUCUGUCUAAUUCUAAGUAAGUCUUAGAAGUUGGUUGAUAUUUAUUAUGCAAUAUCAUAAUGAGAUGUUUAUGGCGGCUAUGUGUUUGCAUAGUCACUACUUUGUGUAUAUAAACAUACCUGCAAGAGAAGUAAUACAGUAAUACUGCAGAAGCUGUGUAUUGAUGUCAAAGAUGGAUGCUAGUUUUAUAUUUUGUGUAUAAUAUUGAUAAUAUAUGACCACUGAAAAGAAUAAUUUGUGUGUAUGUAUUUUUUUCAGAGUGAUUAAAAAAUAUAUGGGUGUGAUGACAGAAUUGUUGCAUGGUCAACUUUUUGAUGAACUAUAAUGAAUCAUAUUUGAUCGGUGGAAUAAAUCAACG
This is a messenger RNA of Archocentrus centrarchus (flier cichlid), 2778 nucleotides long. RefSeq names its product UBA domain containing 2 (gene ubac2). NCBI's taxonomy places the organism in Eukaryota, Metazoa, Chordata, Actinopteri, Cichliformes, Cichlidae. Gene Ontology annotation, molecular function: serine-type endopeptidase activity; protein binding. The record is from RefSeq and is a predicted model, not a curated record. Bases 146 to 1207 code for a protein of 353 amino acids. The transcript is spliced from 10 exons.